AGUUCCUCCUGGAAAUGAAACUUAUCCCCCAAAAGGAAGACUGCCUUCCCCUGCUUCAUUAAAGCAUCAUUUAGAGCUUCAAGUGAGAUCUGGUCAGAGGUUGCUUUGAAGAAGGCCAGCAGGGGCCAUGACCACCCUCUCUCCCGAAAACAGCCUUUCUGCCAGGCAGUCGGCCUCCUUCAUCCUGGUGAAGAGAAAACCACCCAUUGACAAGACAGAAUGGGAUGGCUUCUUUGACGAGAAUGGUCACUUGGCCAAGUCACGAGACUUCAUUUGCGUUAAUAUCCUGGAAAGGGGUCUGCACCCCUUCGUGAGGACGGAAGCCUGGAAGUUCCUCACAGGCUACUACUCGUGGCAGAGUUCCCAGGAUGAGCGGCUCACAGUGGACAGCACGAGGAGGAAGAACUACGAGGCCUUAUGCCAGAUGUACGAGAAGAUUCAGCCCCUUCUGGAAAACCUGCACCGGAACUUCACAGAGACCCGGAACAAUAUCAAGUACCAGCAGGGCUUCCAUGAUAUGGUGAUGCUCUUCCACCUGAUGGUAGAACAUGACCAUGAGACCUUCUGGCUUUUCCAGUUCUUUCUGCAGAAAACGGAGCACAGCUGUGUCAUCAACAUCGGGGUGGGCAAGAACCUCGACAUGCUCAACAUCCUGAUCAACUUCCUGGACCCUGUGUUCUCUGAUCACUUAAAAGGCAAGGGUGCCGGGGCCGUGCAGUCCCUCUUUCCCUGGUUCUGCCUCUGCUUUCAACACGCCUUCAAGUCCUUCGACGACGUCUGGAGGCUCUGGGAGGUACUGCUGACAGGGAAGCCCUGCAGGAACUCCCAGGUGCUGGUGGCCUACAGCAUGCUGCAGAUGGUGCGUGAGCAGGUGCUGCAGGAAAGCAUGACGGGCGAUGACAUCCUCCUGGCCUGCAACAACCUUAUCGACCUCGAUGCUGAUGAGCUGAUCUCCGCUGCCUGCAUAGUUUAUGCUGAGCUCAUCCAAAAGGAUGUCCCUCAGCCAUUAAAGGAUUUCCUUCUCUGAGGACACUCACAAUGGAUAGACGCCCUCAAUGGACAGGACCAGACGAGGUCCUGAUGAGGUCAGGAUCAGGUCCAAUGGGGCGUUCGGGUGAGUGCAUAGGUAAUACAGCUG
Phacochoerus africanus (Common warthog) is the source of this 1138-nucleotide messenger RNA. RefSeq names its product TBC1 domain family member 21 (gene TBC1D21). Gene Ontology annotation, molecular function: GTPase activator activity. The transcript has 10 exons. Gene Ontology annotation, biological process: activation of GTPase activity. NCBI's taxonomy places the organism in Eukaryota, Metazoa, Chordata, Mammalia, Artiodactyla, Suidae. The record is from RefSeq and is a predicted model, not a curated record. Bases 128 to 1027 code for a protein of 299 amino acids.